CUCUGUGGGGGCUUUGUACGUCUAGCCACAAAAUGCUUAUAACUAGAAAUUUCGAGAAGGCCUUAAUGGGUCUUCUGUACCAAAGUUUGGUAAAGCAGAGUAGUAAGCUUUUCUCGAGGCCCCUAAACUUUUUUUCCACUAAUGCCGGUAAAAAGGAAGAAGAGGAAGAGUUUAAGUUAGAUUCCGCAAAACCCUACGUUCAAUUCUUAAUGAAGCAACAAAAGUCCAGAAGACCUGGACUUCCAAAAAUGUUUGAGUCUUCUGAAGUUUGUCUACUCGCUGAAUCUGUUUGGGAAAAUUAUUUGAAAAAAAACUUGCAAGAAAAUUUGAAGUUACGCAAAAUUCGCUAUGAGAAACGCCUUAAAGCUUUAAAAGCCUUAAAAAUAAUAGAUCGAAGGCUCUUUGAAAGCGCUUUGGCUCCCGAUCUCUCCCCUUUCCCCUUAACUCGUUCGCAUCCUACGGAUACACCUUCUAAAGAUUUAGUAAAACUUUACUAAAAGAAAACUUUACGAUAGUAGCCUAGAAACAUAAAGCAAUCCUUGCUCUACAAAAGAGUGUACUUGCUAUUGGAAGGUCCCCAAGUUAUGAACCAUUAGCACUCUAGACAAAAAGAAGUACCUCGACAGCUGGCAAUGUUCUUUAAAGGAAUGAAGGGACGUAUUUCUUUGUGGUCGAAGCAAUAGCUAAGGCUCCGCGCUCAAAAGUUUAUAAAGCCAGAACAUGUGAGGCAUCGAUAAGGAUCAUUACUUUUCCUUUUA
Messenger RNA from Zophobas morio, 758 nucleotides. RefSeq lists its product as uncharacterized. The transcript has 6 exons. Lineage: Eukaryota; Metazoa; Arthropoda; Insecta; Coleoptera; Tenebrionidae. The record is from RefSeq and is a predicted model, not a curated record. Bases 33 to 497 code for a protein of 154 amino acids.